CUGAUACGUACGAUUGGUUAUGUUUAUUAUUAGUUAUAUAUUGCAACUGAUUUGUACUCUUAGAAUCUCAAAGUAACUAUAAUGAAUGUAUUAGAAGAAAAGAGUUAUCUUUCAGUGGAUAAUGAUUGGACUUUACCUAUGACCAAGGAUUUUAUUAAGGCAUUAAUGACAGCUACAUUAUGUAACGACAUACAGGAGUUGAAAAAUCAUACAAUAAUUGAUUGUGUGUGGAGAAAAGUAGGAGAAGAUCUCAAAAUUGAUCCCAGUUCAUUGAAAAAUUUUUGGUAUUACAGAUUACACAUGCAGUUAUUUUGUACCGAACCAAUUUAUUUUAAUGAUAUAAAAAUAAAAUUAAUCGAAUAUUUAUAUGAAAAAGGAAUAUCAAAUAAGAAGGACAUUAAGUGGCAAAAUGUGCUUCUGUAUUUUGAGGGUUACACUCAAUUGUUUUUAUACAGGAUAUUCACUUAUUUAAUUAGGACAACAAAGGAAUCAACGGAUUUUACUAAUUUAGCAGCCAUCAUAAAUCACCUGUACGUCCAUCAAAUUCCAAAUAUAAUUCAAAAUGUAAACGAUAAAAUACUACCCAGGUUAAUAUAUGAAGAUGGAAAUAUUAAACAUCUUGAUAUUGAUGUAAAAGAGUGGAUGUCAUUGCAAAAUAGGAGAAGUGAACAUUCAGAUUUAUCUUCAUCAGAAGAAUGA
Messenger RNA from Phymastichus coffea, 699 nucleotides. RefSeq lists its product as uncharacterized. The coding region runs from base 82 to 699 and encodes 205 amino acids. Lineage: Eukaryota; Metazoa; Arthropoda; Insecta; Hymenoptera; Eulophidae. The record is from RefSeq and is a predicted model, not a curated record. The transcript has 4 exons.